AACUUGUACAUUAGGAUUUCCCAAUAGCCAUCAUCUGACUAAUUCUCACAUAACUACUCGGAACGUAUUCAACAAUAACGUCAUAAAAUUAAAAAGGAAUAGCGGUGCUACGUUUAUGGAUCGCAUCGAGAGGGGGGCUGGUACAUGGCAGGAUGUCGUCUCGAACCGAGCGCAGUGGGUUUUCUGAAGGCUGCGGCGCGUGCCGCAUGCCAACACCUCUCAUGACCUCGUACGACCCUAUUAAAACAAGUUCCGUCGCCAAAUCGGCAUAGUAUCAUCAGAUCCAACCAUGAGGCUCCUGUGCUCUUGUCUCUGCUUGGCGACGAUUUUGAAAAUCGUUUCGGCCGCGCCCUCCGGCUUCGCUUUUCCGGAUCAGCGUCGCGAAAGGAAAUUAGAACCAGUGAUAACACCUCCCGUCUUGCCUGUUUUAGAACACUUAGAGCGUGAUCCUAGUACGCUGUUGCCACAUGAAAAACGAGCUCAAGUGAAACCCAAAUUCGGUGGUGGCGGUUUUAAUCUGGCUCCUUCAGGGAAUGGUGGACUGACCGCCAGUAUUAGCAGCAGCGGUAGCGGACCUGGGGCCAGUCACUCCGCUUCUCAGUCGUUCUCAUUUGGAUUCAGUGAGGGCUUCAGUGCGUCACACUCGGCCAGUCAGGCGUCAUCAUUCAAUGGUUUCGGAAGUGGUUUCAGCGGCAGUCAAGCCAGCAGUCAAGCCGCCGCAGCCUUGUUCGGAGUUGCCGGUCCAUCAGUCUCAGGAGCCGCCUCGCAAGCCGCAUCCUUCGGAACAGGCUUCGGAAAUAACUUCGGAAGCCAGAGCGCGUCGUCAGCCUUCGGAUUCAAUUCGCUUGGUGGAUUCGCUCAACCCAACCCUUCGUUCGGUGAUGGUCUUUUAGACGUCAGACAGCGUGGAGUCCCGAACUUUCCUUUCCCAGAACUUCUAGGGAGAGGCAAAGGUAUCGGCGCGGCUGCGUUCAGAAACGGAAAAUCGAAUGUUUCACCGAGAUUAGGCGACGACUUCGUGACUGUGGUUGUAUCAAAUUGAAAACUCACAGAUAAUAUAUAGGUACCUAAUAUUCUGCGUUUUACGGAGCGGUUUUUGGAUCGUUUUCAAUUUUGCGGUAAUACCAAAAAAGUAACGAUUUCAUGAAUUAAAAAUUUCUCUAUUUUUUAAUUUUUUUGUAUUUAGGUGUGUUCAUUUUACGCAUUUGAUAACGCCAACACGGAUGACAAUUGAAAUAGGAACUUUUUUAUAAAGUUUAGAAACCGUACUUCUUUUGUUUUUAAUAAAGUUCUAAUACCCAGUUAGUUUUCCUUUAUUAUUGUAUUUUAUACUGAUUAAAUAAAAUUGCCGAAUUUCAACACGCAUUACCGAAAAAAUAGCAAACAAGUUAGAAUUUGAAUUUCGAACCAGUGAUACGAAUGAGGUUUGGAGUAGUUUUUAAUAUAGAACUCCUAAUUUAACAGUUUUUACGAAUAUAUAGUUAUAAGACUAUGUGCCUGUUGUCAUAACAACAAAUUUAUUGUACUUAUAAUUACGGUACCAUUAAGGUUAUGAGAAUUAAAUCAAAAAACUCGCUUUUGGCUCCAAAUCUGAAAACGACCUUUUUACUGUUUAAAAAAAAAAACAUUCGAAAAUCGAAAUACGUAAAAUAAAUUCCACAGAAACAUACUAUAUACGUAGUAUUCGAUGUACAUUUAAUAGUUUUUAUUGUUGUGUAUAAAACAAAACUUUUAUAAUAGAACUAUAAUACUGAAUAGAUGUUGCAAAUGUUAGCAGUCACGUUUUCUAUACAGACUUUUUUCAAUAUAACACAUGUAUGUAAACACUUUAUUUCAACGUGUGCAUAUAGACAUUGUUGUCGUUUUGUUAUCUAGUCUAAUGUAAUUAAUGUGCUUCUAGUGAAAAAAAUACGUCCUUAAAGACUUAUUAUUUUCUUUGUAAGUGAAAGAAAUGAGACAUUCAAAAUGUUUUUUACGAAUUAGGCGAUUCAUAUUUGAUUAAAAACACUCACACGACGAAAUGUCGUAGACAUUAAUAGACAAAUAAUUAAGUAGACAAUAAUUAACACGGCGUUCGGCCGUAAAUUGUAUUCUGAUUUUCAAAAUUAGGCUAAGCAAACAUCGAUUAAUGUAUUUAUUUUUAGUUAAAACUUUAUUGUAAGUUGUAAUUUUAAGUUUAUUUACAAUAAUAAAACGAAUCGUAAAUUUUUCAUUUAA
This is a messenger RNA of Bombyx mori (domestic silkworm), 2217 nucleotides long. RefSeq lists its product as uncharacterized. The transcript is spliced from 3 exons. Bases 290 to 1042 code for a protein of 250 amino acids. Lineage: Eukaryota; Metazoa; Arthropoda; Insecta; Lepidoptera; Bombycidae. The record is from RefSeq and is a predicted model, not a curated record.